ACGAAGUUUACCAUCCCAUGUGAAGGUUUGUAUUUUUGGAAGAUCUCAACCUCAUAACAACAUUCAAUGGUGGAAUUUUAAACUUUAAAAUAAGAAAUGGAUUGUUACGUGACUCUGAUUCUCCUCUUCUUUGGAUGCAGCUUCAACUCUUGCUCUCAGUUCCCCCUGCGAGAGUACCACUAUGUUAACAAGCUAAUGAACUGGACUGAAGCUCAGCAUUACUGCAGAGAGAAAUACACUGACCUGGCCACCAUUGAAAGCAUGGAUGACAUAAGCAGGCUAAAACCUGAUUUUUCCUAUUCGUGGGCAUGGAUAGGACUGAGGGAUGACCCAAAAUCCUGGAAGGAAUCCAUGGGCAAUGACACCAACUCCUGGAGAUGGUCAGCGACUGGUCAAACAAGCAAAACUGGUUACCACAACUGGAAUUUAGGGCAACCAUAUAGUAAAAAUGCAAAUGCCAACUGUGUUAGCAUGGACACUAAUGGAAAAUGGUAUGACACAGACUGUCAUUCACUCAGGAGUUUUGUUUGUUACGAUGUUACAAACCAAACAGAGAAAACCUAUGUGUUCAUUUCGGAUGAGAAAACAUGGAAUGAUGCUCAAGCAUACUGCAGAGAACACUACACAGACCUUCCUAUGAUCGAGAACAUCGUAGAAAACAAUGAGGUCUGUUCUGCAGUAUCAGCCGAAGUUUGGAUUGGUCUGUACCGAGUGCCAUGGACUUGGUCUGACAACACCCAAAGCUCCUUCCAAAUCUGGAAAAAGGGACAACCAAAUAAGUAUGGUGGUGACCAGUUAUGUACAGUUGAGAGUAAUCUGCAUGAAUGGAAUGACGUCACCUGUUCGGACAAGUUGCCUUUCAUCUGCCAUCAAGUAAAAUCAGAAAUGGAUUUUUACGUGACUAUGAUUCUCCUCUUCUUUGGAUGCAGCUUCAACUCCUGCUCUCAGUUCCCCCUGCGAGAGUACCACUAUGUUAACAAGCUAAUGAGCUGGACCGAAGCUCAGCAUUACUGCAGAGAGAAAUACACUGACCUGGCCACCAUUGAAAGCAUGGAUGACAUAAGCAGGCUAAAACCUGAUUUUUCCUAUUCGUGGGCAUGGAUAGGACUGAGGGAUGACCCAAAAUCCUGGAAGGAAUCCAUGGGCAAUGACACCAACUCCUGGAGAUGGUCAGCGACUGGUCAAACAAGCAAAACUGGUUACCACAACUGGAAUGUAGGGCAACCAAACAGUUACAUGGCAAAUGCCAACUGUGUUAUCAUGGACACUAAUGGAAAAUGGUAUGACACAGGCUGUCAUUCACUCAGGAGUUUUGUUUGUUACGAUGUUACAAACCAAACAGAGAAAACCUAUGUGUUCAUCUCGGAUGAGAAAACAUGGAAUGAUGCUCAAGCAUACUGCAGAGAACACUACACAGACCUUCCUAUGAUCGAGAACAUCGUAGAAAACAAUGAGGUCUGUUCUACUGCAUCAGCCAAAGUUUGGAUUGGUCUGUAUCGAGUGCCAUGGACUUGGUCUGACAACACCCAAAGCUCCUUCCAAAUCUGGAACGAGAUAUCGCCAGACAACUAUGGUGGUAACCAGUUCUGUAUAGGCGAGAGUAAUCUGCAUGAAUGGAAUGACAUCACCUGUUUGGACAAGUUCCCUUUCAUCUGCCAUCAAGUUUUAAAAUUGAAGACCGCGGUGAGGAUGAAGAUUCAGACUGAUGCUGACAUAACCGAUCCAGCUACCAACGCCCAGAUCCUCCAGCAGCUAGGUGAAGUGCUAACAAGUCAGGGAUGGACUGACUUCAAUCUGCAAUGGAAGAUUCAGCCCACAAAACAGGAGGAAGACAAACUCACAGGACCUCAAUGCAUUCCACAUGGUUAAUAUAUUGUUGUUUGUAGACCUACUAAAUGAUAGAUGUUUUUGUGUUGUUAGUCAAGUAAUUUGUGUAUGUAAUAACACUGCAGCGAAUAGAGGAUACCAAUAUAACAUGAGAUCAUUUGACUUUAUGUAGCAUGCUGCACAUUGAUUUAAGAUUUUAUAUUGUUUGCUGAGUAACUAUGUAAUCAAUAAUGCCUGAUGCACAAACAUGUAAAUCUGAAAUUAUAGGUCAAUGAAUCAAUUAUUAGAGUUUUUUGGCCUAUGUGUCCACAAAAUAAAUAAUUUGGGGCUUUGUUAAGCAACAUUUGAAGACCCUGACCUCGGAUUUAAAGAAAUCUUAAGGGAUUCUUUUGGCUAUUGUUGGAAAUUUUAAAGACUUAAUUAUUAAUCCAAAAAAUAAUGGGCACCGUCUUCUUCCAUUGUAUGUUUGUAUGUAGCAGGCAUUGGAAAGCUGUGUUGAUUUUAAGGUUGUGUGUCUUAAUUGCUGAGAAUUACAUUUUUGCUUUGUCAUGUUAUAAAUGUUUUGGAGGGUUUGGAUUGACUGUGAGAUAAAGUGACCCAUAAUCAAGUUGACCCAUGAAGACUGUUUUGUUACAAAGUGAGUCUGU
Molecule: messenger RNA, 2474 nt
Organism: Dicentrarchus labrax (European seabass)
Lineage: Eukaryota; Metazoa; Chordata; Actinopteri; Moronidae
Product: macrophage mannose receptor 1-like
Exons: 9
Coding region: 97-1869 (590 amino acids)
Source: RefSeq, a predicted model, not a curated record